Messenger RNA from Acanthosepion pharaonis, 768 nucleotides. The record is from the annotation of a GenBank genome assembly. Lineage: Eukaryota; Metazoa; Mollusca; Cephalopoda; Sepiida; Sepiidae.
AUGGAUGUGCUCGGAAAACGAGUAACCAGCCAUUAUCUAUCUAUCUAUCUAUCUAUCUAUCUAUCUAUCUAUCUAUCUAUCUAUCUAUCUCUAAGGGUGUAUAAGUUUCUAUCUAUCUAUCUAUCUAUCUAUCUAUCUAUCUAUCUAUCUAUCUAUCUAUCUAUCUAUCUCAGUGUCUUUAUAUCUAUCUAUCUAUCUAUCUAUCUAUCUAUCUAUCUAUCUAUCUAUCUAUCUAUCUAUCUAUCUAUGUCAUUCUGUUCAUAUCUAUCUCAUCACAACUGGUUACCAUUUUAUUUUUGCGUCGUUCUUUCGUGUCAUUUAAAGUUUCCCUCUCCCCCUUCCAUCUCCCACUCCCCCUUUCUUCUCCCCUAUCUGUUCUCCUCUUCCAUCAAGUCCCUCCAUGACCUGUUUUAUUAUUUCUCCUUGAUUUACCCAUUCCCAUCCCGACCGUUUUUCUUGGAACACGUAAAGCCAAUUGUCCGUUUUCUCUCCCCCUUCUUCCACCCCACGUCUUUUCUCCAUAGGUUCCGACUUCUCCUACCUUUGCCCCUUCUCACACUCUCUUUUCUUUAUUCUUUCUUGGUUUUCUUUUCACUUUCACUGACUUCGUCUCAUUCCUCUCUAUCCUCUUCCUUCUGUUCUGCCUUUGUUCUCCCUUUAUUCUACCUAGUUCUUUCUUUCUUUCUUUCUUUUUUUUUCUUUCUUUCUUUCUUCUUCUUCUUCUUCUUCUUCUUCUUCUUCUUCUUCUUCCGAUCUCUCCUUCUUUGA